CCUUAAAUACUACGUUCAGCACCCGAGCGUUUAUUUCAGAUAACAUCGUGUGUUCCAAGCAAUAAGUGUAUCACUGUCUCAUUGAGAGACUAAAACUACCAUCAUGGCCGAUACCAAGGACGAUGGUCCACCAGCUACGAUGCGAGCUUGUAAGUAACACUGUCCCUGAGAUAUCUAUCAGAACGUCUUCAAUGAACACCUGAUCCGUCACCACAGAGCCCUCUUCCUCCUCCUCCCUUCACUUCUAUUCCCACCCAACCCAAACCCUCCCCCAAAACAAAAACUAACCCCUUCAUCCAGGGCAAUACACAACCACCAUCCCCGGCGGCAUCUCCCAAACCAUGCACCUCAACCCCACCACCCCAAUUCCCACCCCCCUCCCAAACCAACACCUAAUCCGCAUCCUCGCCACAGCACUCAACCCAGUAGACUACAAACCCAGCGAACUCCCCCUCCUCGGGCGCCUGCUAGUCACCCACCCCGCCACCCCCGGCCUCGACUUCGCCGGCCUGAUCACCACCCCAGCAUCCGGUUCCCCUUUCUCACCCGGGCAACUCGUAUUCGGCGUAGCAGGCACCUCACCCCUCGCAGGCGGCGCACUGGCCGAGUACGCCCUCGUGAAAGAGCACAACGCCAUCGCCGUCCCCUCGGGGGUGGAUGUAUUAGACGUAGCAGUGCUCGGCGUAGCGGGGUUGACAGCCUACCAGUCUAUCGUUCCGAGAGUUAAAGAAGGAGAUCGGAUCUUUAUUAAUGGUGGGUCGGGGGGGACUGGGACGCUGGGGAUCCAGUUCGCGAAGGCGGUAGGGUGUCAUGUGACGACUACGUGUUCGACGGGGAAUGUAGAAUUGUGUAAACGGCUCGGCGCAGACGUGGUGAUUGAUUACAAAGCUGGGAACGUGCUUACGGCGUUACUAGCUAGUGGGGAGAAGUUCGACCAUGCGGUUGAUAAUGUGGGGCAUAUUGAAGACAGGGAGUUGUGGUGGAGGUGGCAUGAGUAUGCGAAGCCUGGGGCGUCGUAUGUUUUGGUUGCGGGGGAGUUGUCGGUUAGGAGUGUGGUUGAUAUGGUUAAGAGGGCGGUGGUGCCGAGGUUUUUGGGGGGGUUGAAGGGGAAGAUUGAUGGGUUUUGGCCGGCGCCUAGGCCGGAGGAUCUUGAGAGGGUGGCGGGGUGGAUUAAGGAUGGGAAGGUGAAGCCGGUGAUUGAUCAGAAGUUUGCGUUAGAGGAUGGGGCGAAGGCGAUGGCGAAGUUGAAGACUGGGAGGGCGAAGGGGAAGAUUGUGAUUGAUGUUGCGUUGGAUAGUUAUAAGCCUUAGCUGUAGUAGAUAUUCACACUGCAAAGAAAGAAAUAAUUAAUAUCAU
This is a messenger RNA of Cadophora gregata, 1356 nucleotides long. RefSeq lists its product as uncharacterized. The record is from RefSeq and is a predicted model, not a curated record. The transcript has a single exon. Gene Ontology annotation, molecular function: oxidoreductase activity. Lineage: Eukaryota; Fungi; Ascomycota; Leotiomycetes; Helotiales; Ploettnerulaceae. Bases 342 to 1310 code for a protein of 322 amino acids.